CCAAUUUUAAAGCCCACAGCUCUCUGUCUUCUCUUCUCUUUGGUUCUCUACUCUUGUCGUCCCCAUCUUUGAAGUCCCCAUCUUCUCUUUGCCUUCAGUACUAGGUAUAGUCAUCUGUCCUCUACUCCUCGUCUGCUCUGUCCUGAUUCCCAAUUCGGUGUGAUAAAGCGGGAAAAACCAAAACCCUAACACUCUGAAUCCCAAAUCCCAAUCGAAGAAGGAUAAGCCAUGAAGCUCUCCUUCUCGAUCCCCUCCAAGUCCUCUUCCUCCUCCAAUCCCAUCAAACUCGAUCACUCCUCCAAAAACGACGCCCCACCCUCCAAGCACUUCGUCACCGAAUUCGACCCUUCCAAACCGCCAACUGAACAAACCGCCACCGUUAUACCCCCGAUCCAGAACGAAUGGCGCCCCACCAAGAAGAUGAAGAACCUCGAGCUUCCCAUCACCGACCCCAACGCUGACCAUCAAUCCCUCGAAUUCGAGCACGAUUCCAAUGCCGCGGAUGCAGAACCCGGCACCGACAUGUCCUACGGUCUCAACCUGCGCCAAGCCGCCGAGAAAAAUGGAAAAACCGGUGAACUCGCUGAUGAUGAGGAUGAUAGGGUUCCGCGGCAACGGCCGGAGGUGGCGUUGCUGCAGAAGUUUAAGGACGAUUUGAAGCGGCUUCCUGAUCACCAGGGUUUCGAGGAGUUUAAUGAUGUCCCUGUUGAGGGUUUCGGCAAGGCCUUGCUGGCCGGAUAUGGGUGGUCAGAAGGAAUGGGAAUAGGGCGGAAUGCCAAGGAGGACGUCAAGAUUGUGGAGUACAAGAGGAGGACUGCCAAGGAAGGGUUAGGAUUUGUUGGCAAUGAUCGCGGUUCCGUUCAGAGCCAGAAGAAGGAGGAGAAGAAGAAAAGCAGGGAAGACAGUGGGAGAAAUGAUGCAGAUUUUGUUAGUGAGAAGAAGAUUGUGAGGAUUAUUGGGGGGAAAGAUGCUGGAUUGAAGGGUAUCGUUGUGAGGAGAAUUGGGGAGGAUUGGAUUGUUUUGAAGGUUUCAAGGAGUGGGGAGGAAGUGGAGGCUAGAGUGAGUGUGGAUGAUGUUGCUGAACUGGGAUCUGCUGAGGAAGAGAGGUGCUUGAGGAAAUUGAAGGAACUGAGGAUUCGGCACAAGGGUGAAGAUGAUUGUAACAGGGACAAGGCUUCAAGGCAUAAGCGUGAGAGAGAUGAGAAGACAACUCGAGUGAAAGCUAAUGGGGGUGAUCAUAGGAAGGAAGAUCAGCAGCGAGGAAAGAAACGGAUUUCUUGGCUCACAAGUCACAUUCGAGUACGGGUUAUUAGCCAGAACAUUAAAGGAGGGCGGUUGUAUUUGAAAAAGGCACAGGUUUUGGAUGUUGUUGGGCCUUUGACUUGUGAUAUAUCUAUGGAUGAGAGCAAAGAGAUUGUUCAAGGAGUGUCCCAAGAUAUGCUGGAGACCGCGCUUCCUCGACGUGGGGGACCAGUUCUUGUGCUAUCUGGUAAAUAUAAGGGUGCCUUUGGGAGCCUGGUUGAGAGGGAUUUGGAUCGGGAAGUUGGUGUUGUUCAGGAUGCUGAUACUCAUGAGCUGCUCAAUGUGAAGCUUGAACAGAUUGCAGAGUAUAUAGGGGAUCCCAGCUUAUUAGGGCAUUGAUUUUGUUGUAUCAAUUGCAGUGUAUAAUAAACAUUGAUUAGAAAAACAGAUCAUAUACAGGUCGAAAAUUCUAUUUGCUUAUUUUGCAUACAUUGUUGAAUAAGAAAGCAAUGUACUCUUCAUCAUCGUGAUUAUCAAAAUGGCGAGCUUUUCUUGUUAAGUUUUAUGAUA
Molecule: messenger RNA, 1812 nt
Organism: Arachis duranensis
Lineage: Eukaryota; Viridiplantae; Streptophyta; Magnoliopsida; Fabales; Fabaceae
Product: protein MOS2
Exons: 1
Coding region: 229-1641 (470 amino acids)
Biological process (GO): mRNA splicing, via spliceosome
Cellular component (GO): spliceosomal complex
Molecular function (GO): nucleic acid binding
Source: RefSeq, a predicted model, not a curated record